AGCCGUUUGUUCGUCAAUCUGUAGCAACUGCGCCGCUUGUUUGAAAGCAAGGCCAAAAAAAAUCGCCACUUUGGUGUUCAUUACACAGAAAAACUAUAUGUGUGAUGUACACGUGUUCUGUUUUAAAUACGUGAAGACGGAUUCACGCUGUGAGGACAAUUUCAACACCGCUGAUCAUCUCCUGUGUUGUGGAUACGAUAUUGAGUGAAACUGGCCUGGAGAAAAUUCAGACUGUCUGCACAUCCUGCCUUUGCCUACACUAGGGCGUUUGGUGCCUGUGCCUGUUGCAGGCUGUGCAUGUUUGUUCCUCACCAGUGAUUCCUUAUGCUUGAUAGAAGCUGCACCCAGUGUCUUACAGGAUGGAUGGUGUGGACUUGAAGAGACUCGUGUAUCAACAUCAGCACUCUGCGUUCUGCUGUGGUGUUCACUCUUUUUCCAUUUAUAAGAGAACACCUCCCAUCUUACACUUCCACUCCCUGCACCGUAUAUAUAAGGAUCGUCUUUAAGCAAUAAAAACGACAGCUGAAGAUAGACGUCGUAAGACUUUCUAUCUUUUUUCUUUUUAAAGCACAAAUAGAUACUACUUACUUAAGCCUACAUGGCAGACAUGGAAGUAUCCUUAUUUUAGUUUUUCAGUUAUUGUACCCCCUUACUCUUAGUGUGGGUGGUGGGAUGUCGGAAAAGCCAGACGACAAAAUGGUGAAGUUCCUGGCUCCCCCUCAGAAAAGUGGAAAUGGCCCCAGUUCUGGUUCAGAUUCGAUGGUGAGUGAGUGUCGGCCAGUGGAAGUGAGGCGCCGGCAUCACACCAUGGAGCGUGAUCGAUGUAACCCUGAACACCGGUUUUUGCGUCGCAGUGUCAUCAGUGAUUCCAAUGCUACAGCAUUGGCCCUCCCCUUACCCAGCAAGAUCCCCAUCCCUGCACCUCAGCGGGUUCCGCCACGGGAAGCAGUACGGCAAAAGGCUCCUGUUGCUCACCUAGCAAAGCCUGAGUCAAGUUUAGCGCAAAAUGAGGAGUCUGCUGAUCGUGGAAGAGAAAAGCAAGAAGGAAAAGAUACAGAAAUAGCCAAGGUGGAUGUAGUGCCUUCAGAGCAGGUGCCUGCUAUUGUACAAGAUAUCUGUGAUGGAGAGCCGGUGGUAGCAGCCCACUCUGCACCAUGCUUAGGAACUGAAUUGCCAAGACAAACAGAACCUGAAAUUGUUGAGGGAAAGGUACAUCCUGAAGAAGAGGAGGCAGAGGAAGAUAAGGAUUCUGCCAAGGCACGAGCAGAAGCAGAGCAAAGAGAAGCUGAGAAAAAAGUGCAGGAUGACAACGAAGAGGCAGAGACCAAAGCAGUGGGAACAUCACCAGAUGGACGUUUCCUGAAGUUUGAUAUAGAAAUUGGACGGGGCUCCUUCAAGACUGUCUACAAGGGCUUGGACACUGAGACCACAGUGGAGGUGGCUUGGUGUGAGCUGCAGGAUCGUAAGCUGUCAAAGGCAGAGCGGCAACGCUUUAAGGAGGAAGCUGGAAUGUUAAAGGGACUCCAGCAUCCCAACAUUGUUCGCUUUUAUGACUCCUGGGAGGGACCCUCCAAAGGCAGGAAGUGCAUUGUAUUGGUCACAGAACUCAUGACUUCUGGCACACUCAAAACAUAUCUGAAGCGUUUCAAGGUGAUGAAAAUUAAAGUGCUGAGGAGCUGGUGUAGACAAAUCCUCAAGGGACUCCACUUCCUUCAUACUCGGGCUCCCCCAAUCAUCCACAGAGACCUUAAGUGUGACAACAUUUUCAUCACAGGCCCGACAGGAUCCGUCAAGAUUGGAGACCUGGGACUUGCUACACUGAAGCGUGCAUCAUUUGCCAAGAGUGUUAUAGGUACCCCUGAGUUCAUGGCGCCUGAGAUGUAUGAGGAGAAGUACGACGAGUCAGUGGAUGUGUAUGCCUUUGGAAUGUGCAUGCUGGAGAUGGCCACCUCAGAGUACCCUUACUCAGAGUGCCAGAACGCUGCACAGAUCUACCGCAGAGUUACCAGCGGGGUGAAGCCAGGCAGCUUCGACAAGGUGGCCAUUCCUGAAGUGAAGGAGAUCAUCGAGGGAUGUAUUCGCCAAAACAAGGAUGAGAGGUACUCUAUCAAGGACCUUCUGAACCAUGCCUUCUUCCAGGAGGAUACAGGCGUGCGUGUGGAGCUGGCAGAAGAGGACGAUGGGGAGAUGCAGGCUAUUAAGUUGUGGCUGAGAAUUGAAGAUAUAAAAAAGCUAAAGGGGAAGUACAAAGACAACGAAGCGAUUGAGUUUUCUUUUGACCUCAACAAAGAUGUCCCAGAGGAUGUGGCUCAGGAAAUGGUUGAGUCGGGUUAUGUGUGUGAAGGUGACCACAAGACCAUUGCAAAGGCCAUUAAGGACAGAGUAUCUCUCAUCAGUCGCAAGAGGGCACAACGUCAGCAGGUCAGAGAAGAUCAAGAGAAGAGAAGGCUGGAGGAAGAACUGCAGAGCCAGUCAGUGCCAGCACAUCAACCAGGCCAACAGUCCGGCAUGGAGGUUCCUCAGUCACAACCAGUGCCGCAGCCUGCUUCGUAUGUCCCUCCACAACCCAACCAACACAGCACACAGAUGUCUGCCCAACCAGCAUCUCAGCAGAGCCUUCAGAGUUCUAACUACAACACUCCACAACCAACACAACUGACUGGCAUGACGCAGGGGCCCCCUUAUGUCCCCCAGUCAAUUGGGCAAGUCCCAGUCCCACUUCAGGGUCAGAGUGUAGCUGCAGUCCAGCCAGAGUCCAAGGAGCCUGAGGCUGAUCAACACCAACUGUUACAGCACACUGGAGGAAUGAGUCACAUGGGAGAUAAACUACCUGGUUCCACCAUCCUUCCUGAGGCCCAGCCUCCCCAGCCUGGAGUAUCCUACACCUCUCCUCCCAGUCAGCACCUCCAGCCCCAGGCAUCAUGCCCGCAGACACAAAAUGAUCAACCACAGCAGCAGCAGUUGUCAGUGGUUCAACCCCAGAUGCAGGGUGUCCAGCCUGAAGUUGUUCCUGUUGCACCCACCAGCCAGUCUGUUCCAGGGGCACCUCCACAGUAUGGAGUUUACUACCAACCAACGCUCCCCCCUCAGAUUCCUUCCCAGCAAGUGAUCAUGCCCCCAUCCUCUCAGUCGUCUCUCCCCCAGCAACAGCCAGAGAGCAGCAGUAUUCUUCAGAGCUCUGCUCUACCACAAGCACAGCCUGGAGCUCAGCAGCUACAGUCUUGGGCCAAUGAUCCAAGUCCUCCUGUCCUGUCUCCUCCACUCAACGCAGAGCACCUAUACUUUCUCUAUCAGGCUUCAUGCCUCUCUAUUCUGCAGGCUCCUGUGAGUAUUCCUCAGUCAGCACCCGUGGAGCAGCCAGCAGGAUCUUCUGCACUAGCGCCACCAUCUGCAGAUAGCUGCCUGUCAGACGCAGCUUCAGGUCUUAGUGACGGCAAUGAUGGAAGUUCUACAUCAGGUGGUCGACAUGAGGGCCGCUCACUGAAGCGUCACCAGCGGCGAUCUGUACGCAGCCGCUCUCGCCACGAGAAGACUUCAAAGGCCAAGCUUAAUGUUCUGAGUAUCUCUAAUGUGGGCGACAGAGUAGCAGAGUGCCAGCUGGAAACACACAACAGGAAGAUGGUGACCUUCAGAUUUGACCUUGAUGGUGAUAACCCAGAGGAGAUUGCACAGAUCAUGGUUCUAAGUGAGUUCAUCUUGGAGAGUGAGAGAGAGUCCUUCAUUGAGCAGGUCCGUGAAGUCAUAGAAAUGGCUGAUGAGAAAGGAGAGGGCAUGAAGGAAGGCUUUCCCCAGAUGAGUGAUCUUCAACAACAGCCUGAGCUGUCUGUUCCUAUGCUGCCAGGUAUUUCUCCGAGCACUACAGCUCAGGUGGUGCAUUCAGCAGGACGAAGGUUUAUAGUCAGCCCAGUGCCAGAGUCUCGCCUUAAAGAACAGUUCUUUGGAGGAUCCUCUGCUAAUACCUCCUUUGGAGAUGAACCUCCUGCAGCUCCCCAGACGACAUUGGGCCUUUCUCUCUCUGCUCCAUCCGGGACUCUCCAGCAGGCUUUCAGUAAAAUGAAGCAGACUCAUGUAGUGAGAGGCAACACCAUUGAUCUCCCUGCUGCUGAGCAAGAACUAGGCAUUGUCCCGCCCACUGAGGCUGGCCCAAACUCUAACAAUAACCUGACUCCUCCAGAAGCUGUAGCCUCCAGCACCAGCACUGCUUUUCCUACUGGGUCUCUCACAUCUACUACAACAUCUUCAUCUCCUCACUCAGCUGGGAGGGUCUCCCCUCCACCUUCAUCUAUUCAGUCCAAGGCUGUCACCAGUGACCCCAGUUCACCACCCCAGACUUCCCAUGAAACAGCCCCCUCACAGCUUCCAGCAGCUGCUAGUAUCCCUCCAUCAUCUUCCACCAUUUCUCCUCCAUCAACACAGGCAUCCGUCCCUGUAGCUCCUGGGCCUCAGCUGAGCAGUACUUCCGUCUCCUCUGUUUCUGGUGGUACAUCUAGUAGCACUGCAACUGUCCCUGCUUCAGAGCAGCAGCCCUUUAAUAGUGCUUCUCAGCAUGCAGCCUCCCAGUCCAUUUCUGCUCCGUCCGCUCCUCCCACCUCAUUAACCAGUCAGAGCCAGGUCCAGCCACAGCCAGUGGAGGCAGAAGGGGCUGAGCUCCAAACCAAGGCAGCUGGUAGAGAUGACAUCCAAGCUCUAGAUAAAAAGCUACGGUCCCUUUUUAAAGACCAGAGCGCUGCCUCCUCAGCAUCGGCAGAUCCCAGUCAGAACACAGGGACCUCCUCUCCUCCCACUGGGACUUCUUCCCCUCCACCUGGAUCUGCCAUAGUGCCACCCUCCAACCUUCCCCUCACCUCUGGGGCACAAGGUGUCCUGGGCCCCACAACCACUCCAGGACAGGGAAUAACACCAGCAGGACAUGCCCAGACCCCUCCAACUAAGCCCAGGGCACAGACCUUACCAACGGGUUUUGACCAAGCCGUUACACCCCCCUCUGACCUUGUGCCCCCAUUUCCUGGACCAAAUCAGUCACAACAACCCCUGGGUAAUUUGGACGCCCAGCUGAGGAGAGCUCUGAGUCCAGAGACUGUUCAGGGAGGCAACGCUGCCCAGCCUCCAGCAGCAGGUUUCACUCUGGGACGUUUCCAAGUAUCUGUUGCUCCUGAUGGCACAUCCAGCAGUGUGCCAGAUCCCUCCAGCAUUGUCUCUUCUUCUUCUCUUACGCCGUCCUCUACUUCCACAUCGUCUUCUUCUUCAUCAUCGUCCUCUUCGCCCUCAAGUCCAGAAAAUACUCUCCACAGAUCAUCCACUCUGUCCAAAGGAGUCUGUGUACCUGAUUCUGUAAAUGGAGCCUCAUCUCAUUCUGUUGGUGCUGCCAGUCAGUCCACCACUAUUGGGCGCUUCCAAGUUUCCGCGAGCAACAACGGCACAUCUCAGCCAGCCGCUGGCUCUAAAGUGGGCCGAUUUUCUGUCACAGUGACCCCCGCUCCAGCAGCAAGCCCCAGUCUAUCACACGGCUCUGGUAUCCAGAAUGGACCCUCAUCCUCCACCUCUGACCCUCAAAACACACAUGCCCAUUAUAGCAGCGACAAUGACGACGACUCGGAGACGGAGGAUGAAGCCUUGCAAAAAGAAAUUAGUCGUCUGAGGGAAAAACAUAUGAUGGAGAUUCAGGCCUUGCAAACUCGUCAGAAAGAGGAGAUUGAGGCCCUGUUCACGCGGAUGGGAAAACAUCCUCCCCCUUCUGUCUUGUCGCCUGCUGUUGCCAUGGCUGGAGGUCGACGUCGGCUCAAAAGCAAAGGCCACAAAUCUGCUCGCAGUAGUGGGCAGCCCAGCCCCAUACACUCAGCCUCCCCUCAGAGUCACGGUUCAGAGUCCCCUCCGAAACAAAGUUCACACUCAGCAACAGAGGCCUCCGAACCUGCAGCAGAGGCGUUUCUAGCAGCAAGCAGGUCGUCCAUACCACAGCUCACAUCCUCUCCAUCCAUGCCCAGCCUCAGUACCUGCUCCACAGGAUCAAGUGGGACCAGCUCCACAAAUGGUUCAGGCCACUGUCAGAGCCACUCUACUUCCCUUUCCCAGGCCUCUGCACUCACUGCCCCUGCCUCUCACACCCAGAAGGGCAAGGGGACCUUCACUGAUGACCUGCACAAGCUCGUGGAUAACUGGGCCAGAGAUGCCAUCAGCCUCUCCCAGUGCAAGAGAGGUCCAAAAACUGGAGCACAGGCAGCCCUGGGACAUGAAAUUAUCCCUCCAGCCAACAUGGGACGUAAAUUUUCCGCUCCAGGCUACCUCUGCCCAACGCUUCCCACUCCCUCCAGCUCCACGUCCACCACCGGCACUCACCUCCCCAACCCAACCAACCCCGCGGUCCCCCUGGGGCCUCGUAAAGGCUCUCUGGGCCCAGUUGCCCCGGGUUUCGGAUACGCCUCAGCCCCGUACAGUGCUCCCCAGUGGGCGGGACCCACAGGCACAUGCCAGGUCAACAUGCUUAAUCCUGCACAGCCGCUGACUCAGUAUCAGCCGCCUACGACAGCCUCUGCAUCCCUGCACCAAGGCUACCACAUGGGAACUACAUCAGCCCCCCAGAAGUCAGUCAGCCCCGGAGGGUCUAACCUGAGGCCCACGUAGCCCAGUCCGAGCCCCGGUCCAGGCUGAGACGUAGGGCCGCACAGGACGGAGAGGCCGCUGAUGGAGAACCACAGCCUCUCUUUGCAAUUUGCUGGUUGGCUGGCUCGGUAUUGUGCAUUUUAUUUCAACUUUUAAUCAUAUGUGUUAUUUCUGUGAUACAGUUGACCUGUGUGGUUCAAGUCCUUUCAGGCAGAACAAAAUCUGUCUGGCAAUUGGAGGGAGAGUGCAAUACCCAUCCACAGCACAAAAGUCUCACACUUAGCCUGCCAUUAGCUGUGGAAACGAGCUGUGACGAGUUGGUUGGUUGUGUCGACCCGACGGCACGACCAGCCGCAGCCAAAGAUGUCUUUUGAGCGCAGACGUUGCAAUAUCGUCAUUCCUUUGAAGGGGAGAGUUAGGGAGGGACUGUGGUUCAAAUCCUUACUGGUCUGGACUUUAAGCCAAGCGGGGACUGAAGACAGUUGAAGUAAUACAUGACAAACAUGUGCACACACACAUCUGACUAAACAUUAACCAGCUUGAGUGACUUGGGAUGGUAGGUUAGGCUGAGUGAGGGGAGAAUGUGAGUGUACAGAAAGUGACACACAAGAAUGGGACAGUUCGUUUGUCCUACAUGGAGAAGUGAAGCGACUAGUAGAGUUAGGAGAAGAAAGACUUUGUAAGUUAGGCAGGAGAACGAAUAGGGUUGCAGUAUGAAUAUAUCCCUGUGGCAAUAAUGGUGAAGUAGAUAAACUGUCCCUUGUAACUGUGGCCUUAAUCCCCAAACACAUUUAAAACAUUGGCUCUGUACAUAGAAUUUUCUUCACUGGGUUAUGAUUCUACGUUUAUCAUAUUUAUGUCUCUGUGAGAGUCUGGUGUCGUCGUGAUUUGAGUUGUCUAUCAUACAGAUUUAUUAUUCUGAUUUAUUCUUCACAUCUGACAUGGAAGCCAGUGGAUCUGCCACACAAAGAAGCUGGUGUUGAGCACCAUUCAGAGUUUGGAGCUGAAGAGGUGAUGCUGCUGUAGAUCACUUAUCUGAGUAGAGGGUGUUUGCAGGGUGUUGAGUUGUUUGUCUUAUUUUUGUUUUGUAUUUUCCCAAACGGACACAUGAAACCACUUCACUUUGUGCUGAGCUGUGCGCUAUGGUUCACGAUCUGCUUAUCAUAUCGAAAAUUGAGCAUUUUUAUUUUUUCGGUUAGUAUUUGAGGACUGAGGAGAAUGUCCCGCUUCUCCCAGAUGUUUACAGCGACAGGUUGUCAGUGAAGUCUCGUCACAUCAAAAUAUUUCUACCCUUAAGAUUUAGCUGUGACCUCUCAAAUCACAAGUGUCUGGGGUUCUCUCUUCCUGUGGUCUGUUUUUGUAUGCGUAUAUUUAAUAAAACAAACAACAAUGUUCUUUAUGGACCUGUAUUCAGCCAUCAGAUUUUGAUGUUGUUUCACUGUAAUUACUAUUAAAGGUUGUUAAACAACAUGUAGUUAAAGGAAUAUAAAAAGUGCAAUUGCAGGGUUGUUGUUGUUCUUGGUAUCCACCCACCCUGCAGGAAUAAUCCUGCAGUUUAUUAAGCUCUAUCUAUGACUGCCCUGCCCUCCUUUUUCUAUUUUAUUGUAAAUAUGUUCAUGUGAGGUAAAUGCUUUCACAUAACGCUCAGUCACUAGAGUAUGCUUGUGGUGACUCACGUAAAAUGCACAUGCACUCUAAUCUGUAAACACGAGGAACACUUUAGUGCCUUGCAUCCUCACUAAUGACAAGUUCCAGAUCCAUCUAGUCCUGUAGCUGUAGCUGUACUGCAGAAAACCAGUUAACCAAACCAGUACACGACGCGAACACCACCCGACACGGCCAGUUCAGAGCAUGCGACACUGAAACAGACGGACUGCAGAACAAAGAGCACACCGAGUGGAAACCGUUUCUUUUCUCUCUCCAGUUACGUUGGUUGUGCAAUCAGCUGUGUAUUUCUGUUUGGCUCAUGUGAACAUGCGUUUGGCUGACGUUUGUUUUUGUGGAUUUAUCAUUAAAAUAGUUGAUAGAAACACUUGUUCAGGCAGCAAGUGAGCUGUACAAAGGUUUCAAAGCUGUCAUGCUGACUCGACUUCUCUCACCACCUCACACGAGUGCCAUGCUGUUGUCGUGACUCUUUCGCCUGCUCGUAGAUUGAAUGAAUAGUUUAACUUCUCUAGAGAAAAAAUAAGUUACUGCAAUGCAGAAUAUGCAAUGUUUAAAGUUUUAUAGGGACUGAGGGGUAUUGGAAACAUUUGCAUGCUGAUGAGGGUUGUUGCCGACUUCAAUGUUUUUGAUAUUGGAAUAUUAGAGAUUGGUUUUUUUGUUUUGUUUUUUUUUUAUUCUUUGCCUUCCAGCAAGUAUCACAAGUGUUGAUCUGUUCUGUUGCCAUUUAUCGAUAUCACAGGCACAACUUCAGUAUCAGACUAUUAGCAUACGAGUUCUGCAUGCCGGCUUCUCUGGUGUUUAACCAUACAAACGACAAACUCACAACUGGCCACUGUACAGCACAAGCUCACCAUGAGGUUUAACAUCCAUGUGCUACUAAGCUAUUCUCAUUAAUUAUCACAGACCGCUCUACACAGCUAUACUCUUUUUUCUGAUCCCUCCUUACUGACUUUCUGUGAUUCAGUGUCUGUUUUUUCUGUGUAUGUUUUUCACAUUGUACAAAUUGUAAAAACAAAUAAAAAUAAUAUCGAUUAAAA
Amphiprion ocellaris (clown anemonefish) is the source of this 9302-nucleotide messenger RNA. RefSeq names its product WNK lysine deficient protein kinase 1a (gene wnk1a). The transcript has 29 exons. Gene Ontology annotation, cellular component: cytosol; cytoplasm. Gene Ontology annotation, biological process: negative regulation of sodium ion transport; positive regulation of sodium ion transmembrane transporter activity; monoatomic ion homeostasis. The coding region runs from base 673 to 6621 and encodes 1982 amino acids. Gene Ontology annotation, molecular function: chloride channel inhibitor activity; protein serine/threonine kinase activity; ATP binding. The record is from RefSeq and is a predicted model, not a curated record. Lineage: Eukaryota; Metazoa; Chordata; Actinopteri; Pomacentridae.